This is a messenger RNA of Crotalus tigris (Tiger rattlesnake), 896 nucleotides long. RefSeq names its product platelet-derived growth factor D-like. The annotation marks the transcript as partial. NCBI's taxonomy places the organism in Eukaryota, Metazoa, Chordata, Lepidosauria, Squamata, Viperidae. The transcript is spliced from 3 exons. The record is from RefSeq and is a predicted model, not a curated record.
AGACUAAUCAUCUCACAGCCUUAUAUAAGAAAGAGGAAACCAUCCACGUUUGGGAAAAUGGCUACAUCCAGAGCCCUCGUUUCCCACACAAUUAUCCCAGGAAUCUCUUGCUGACAUGGAAGCUACGUUCACCAGGAAAUGCUAGAAUACAGCUGGUCUUCGAUCAUCAGUUUGGACUGGAGGAACCAGAAAAUGACAUCUGCAGAUAUGAUUUUGUGGAAGUGGAGGAUAUUUCCGAAAUUAGCACUCUCAUCCGAGGACGGUGGUGUGGAUAUAAAGAAGUUCCUCCCAAAAUUACAUCAAAGACAAACCAGCUGAAGAUCACCUUCAAAUCAGAUGACUUCUUUGUGGCUAAACCAGGAUUCAAGAUUUACUAUUCCCUGGUGAGCAGACUUCCCCAACCUUUUGGAGUUGGCCUGGAGUGGGAGGAAGAGGGGAAAGAAAGGAUGGUACAAACACUCGUCGCUCGCAUGAUUGGGACCGCAAAGACCUAUGACACUCGUAACAAUGCUCAAGUGAGUGGGGACGCAAAUGCUCAUGAUGACGUUCACACAAGUGGGGCCAUGAACAUCCGCGGCAAAACUCACAUGAGUUGGGCCAUGAAUACCCAUAAUACUCACAGCAUGGCUCACGUGACUGGGGCAAUGAACGCCCAUGAUGAUGCUCAUGUGAGUUGGGCCGUGAACUCCCACGAUGCUUGUGACAAUGCGUGCACGUGGGGUUGUGUGCUGGCCAGCCACUCACGUGGUCCAAUGGCCAAUAGGCCACAGGCCAGUAUUGGGCUGCGGCCUACAGGUUGGGGACCUCUGUUUUAGAACAUUAUACCAAAGGAGAGUAGAAAGCAGAAAGUACAACUUAAGGUUCUACAGUCGUAUUUAACCCUAAAAAUGUCUUCA